AUGGCUAUCUUGGUCUCCAAACUAGACACAGCUUCCACUUCCUCUGAAGACUCUUCCUCUCCAAAAAAACAAUCACUCAACUCUCAGAAAAAACGAAAUAAGCAAAAACCCAACUCACAACCAAACCCCUCCGACAAAAUGCACUUAAGACUCCACCACUUCGUCCUCCUCCUCGCAGCCCUUCUCUGCCUCGUCGACCACGCCGACGCAAACCGCUCCUACUACACCUGGUACCGCAGAAGGUGCUGCAACCAACCGGAGCGGAAACUGUGCAGAGAAGCCCUCGUCCGCUGGAGGUAUUGCAACGACGCUGCCCGCAGGGGCGGCCUUCCGCCGGGCCCGUGCAUCUGGACCCAGCAGUGGUGGGAAAGGGCUCACCAUGCCUGCAGGCCCGGUAUCGAGGGCCCUACGGACUGGGUUGAUCCCGAUAAGCCUGUUCUCCCCCAGGUCGAAUAUUAG
Molecule: messenger RNA, 459 nt
Organism: Colletotrichum lupini
Lineage: Eukaryota; Fungi; Ascomycota; Sordariomycetes; Glomerellales; Glomerellaceae
Exons: 2
Coding region: 1-459 (152 amino acids)
Source: RefSeq, a predicted model, not a curated record